Messenger RNA from Zea mays, 1133 nucleotides. RefSeq lists its product as uncharacterized. The transcript is spliced from 2 exons. Gene Ontology annotation, molecular function: protein binding. The record is from RefSeq and is marked validated. Lineage: Eukaryota; Viridiplantae; Streptophyta; Magnoliopsida; Poales; Poaceae. Bases 38 to 922 code for a protein of 294 amino acids.
CUCAUCCCGGCUCUCGCCUCUCGCUCCCCAGCCAUCCAUGGCGAUGCCACCGAGCCGUUCGUGGGCGGAGCUGCAGCACGACCUCCUGGUGUCGAUCAUGACCCGCGUGGGCGCGCCGGACCUCCUCUGGGGCGGCGCUUCCCGCGCCUGCUCUUCGUGGCGGGCCGCGGCGCGGGACCCACUCGCGUGGCGACGCGUCGACCUCCGCGACUGGGUCGCCCUCACCUCCGGCCGGCGCGCCGCGAGACCUGGACACUCCAGCUCUCGCGUAUCCGUCCACGCCGCGCUCGUCGGCAUCCUGGAGGUCGCCGCCAAGUUGGCCGAAGGGCGGAUCGAGGCCGUGUUGCUCCCCGAGUUUGCUGAUGAGGACCAUCUCUUGUUCCUCGCUGAGAGGUGCCCAAACCUGCACUAUUUCAGCCUUCCUAGCACCUGUAUGACUUACGAUCAGUUCUGCAAGGCGAUAGGUGGACUUCAAUCGCUUAAAGGCAUGGCAGUGGACGAGAGUCUGAUUAAUUAUGAUGUCCUCCUGCAUGUGCACCAGUGCUGCCCAGACUUUGUGGAGCUGAAGGUGUCUGCACUGUACGUGGAUGAAGAGAUGGCCUCAGUCAUCUGCAACUCUCUUCCUCGUCUGAAGAAGUUGGAGAUACCAAGUUGUGACAUGUCUUCCGCUGCGAUUAUAAGGUUCCUUGAUUGCCUAGAGCAGCUCGAGCACCUGGACAUCUCAGGUUACGAGACAUCAGCCAUCUCAAGCCCGGUUCUUGAGAAAGCUUCGCGGCUCAAGGUCUUCCUCUGGAACUCGAAAUUUGAGCUUGGGGAGUUCAUGGACUGCUCCAAUUGUGGAGAACACAACAUUAACCCUCAAGAACCCUGCAAGUGCAUGAUGGAGCACAAGGUCAUGGACUGGCUGGCUGGACCUUCAUAAGCUUCCUGAACCAAAGGCGUCUCUUCUUGUGUCUUGUUAAAUCAUGACGUUUUCCUGGCUGUAAAAUUCCAACCUCUGUCAAAGUUGGUGUCUGAGCUGUAUGCACAAGGAAAUAUGCUACUUCAAAUGUUUAGCGCGCCUUAGAGAGGUCUGCAACCUUUUAAUGUAACAAAUUGUUGUAUCAAGUGUUAAUGGAACCUCUUCUUUACAC